CACAGUAUUCUGACAAAGGUUGUCUGUUUUGUUUCGCUGAUAAGUGAUCGUGAAUAAAAACGUCGUAGCAUUGCUUUUUUGUAAAGAAAACUUACACAAAUUGUCGAGUUUUUCGAGAGGAGUGAAUUAAAAGUCUUAAGGCGAAAUGGAGAACUCCUCUAGCAGCUGUGGAUCAGCGACGUCUAACAGCUUGGAUCGCCUUAAAAUGCUUUAUCCUUUCGUUAAUGAAGAGGACACGCCACUGCCUCGCUGUUGGAGUUCUAAAGAUAAAUACAAUUUCAUUGGCCUGUCACAAAAUAAUCUUAGAGUUCAUUAUAAAGGUUACGGAAAAACACACAAAGAUGCUGCAAGUGUAAGAGCUACUCAUCCUAUUCCAUCAGCAUGUGGUCUGUAUUAUUUUGAAGUAAAAAUUGUCAGCAAAGGACGAGAUGGGUAUAUGGGAAUUGGUCUGUCAGCUCAAGGAGUUAACAUGAAUCGGUUACCUGGCUGGGAUAAACAUUCUUAUGGUUAUCAUGGUGAUGAUGGUCACUCGUUUUGCUCAUCUGGUUCUGGUCAACCUUAUGGACCAACUUUCACAACAAACGACGUCAUCGGCUGUGGAGUCAAUCUCAUCGAUAACACUUGCUUUUACACAAAGAAUGGACACAAUCUUGGAACGGCCUUUGCCGACUUGCCUUCAAACCUGUACCCCACCGUUGGAUUACAGACUCCAGGAGAAAUUGUAGACACCAACUUUGGUCAGUCUCCCUUUGUAUAUGACAUCGAAGAUGAUAUGAGAGAACUCAGGGCGCGUGUUGCAUCCACCAUUCUUAAUUACCCCAUUCCCGACAAACAAGGUCAUUGGGAAGCUUCAUUACAAAGAAUGAUAGCCACAUAUUUAGUACAUCAUGGUUAUUGUUCAACGGCUGAAGCGUUUGCACGAUCCACCGGUCAAGAGUUCGGUGAAGAAGUAGCUUCAAUAAAAAAUAGGCAACGAAUCCAACGUCUGGUGUUGAGUGGAAGGAUGGGCGAAGCAAUUGAGACUACACAGACUUUGUAUCCGACCCUUCUUGAUUCUCGUCCCAACUUGUUGUUUUUGUUGAAAGUUCGGCAGUUCAUUGAAAUGGUUGGCGGGUCGGAUUCAGAAGUUCGUUCAACAACCAACAGAAGUCCGAAAUCACAAAAUUCUGGUAGUCCAAGCAUGAGCCCAAAUUAUGGUGGAUUCGGAACUUCACAGGGAGCUCACUCCAGUUUAAGGUCUCGUUCGAGAUCACGAAGCUCGAGUCCCGGUCAUUCUUCAGUACAAACAUCAGUUAUUCAAUCCACUAAAGCUUUUUCUCAACAUCUCAAUGGGUCAUCUGCAACUGCUGCGUCAUCAGAUAUGCAGGAAGAAACGGAUAAUGACGUGGAAAUGAAUGGAGCCUCACAGAACGGUUCACAUUCUGGUACUGGGGAGACACUGGUAGAUCCUGGCGUAAAAGAAGACAGCAUCCUUGAAAUGGAAGUUGAUGUCGCAGGUCCCAGCAAUUGCACACGACGCCAAUUAUGUGGUGGCAACCAGGCAGCGAUGGAGAGGACACUUGACUUCGGCAAAGAGUUGCAAACCCUUAGUGUCACUCUUCGAAGACAACACGGAAAGAACGAUGCCAAUAAAAAGAUGUUAAGGGAUGCCUUUAGCUUAUUGGCGUAUGCCGAUCCUUGGAAAAGCCCAGUUAGCGAACAGCUUGACCCCGUCCAGCGAGAACCCGUUUGUGCUGCUCUCAACUCAGCCAUAAUGGAGUCUCAUCACUUACCCAGAAGGCCCCCCAUGGAGCUGGCCAUUGGACAUGCCAGAGAACUUUUGCGACUCAUGGCCCAGAACGGUCUCGGCUCGUGCGCCUUUGCUAAUAUUGAUCAUCUAUUGCAACCUUAGUUAAUAAUUUCAUUCGGCCAAGAAAUGUGCGAAUGCGAACUGUGUUGUCUGAUGUUUAUUUUUGCGUUUUUUUUUUUCUGUCCUGCUGUUUCCCUCUUAACUGUGAAUCCCAAUCAACCAAACAAACUAAAAAAUAACACUAUAUAAAAAAAAGCUACAAAGUUUCUUUGUAUACCCACAUUACACAUUUGGGCUGAUUCAUUCAUUUCUGUUACACAUUGGGUGGUAGAUUCGUGUGUUUGAAUCUGAUGGUCUUCUCUCUCAUCUCUCACUUUUGUUUAUUUUGUAUCGUUUCUGGCAGACAUUGCCGGUGUGCAAAUGUCUUUAAAAGUGUGUAGUACAUUGACAACUAAAGAGUACACUGAUCACGAAGAA
This is a messenger RNA of Daphnia pulicaria, 2266 nucleotides long. RefSeq names its product ran-binding protein 9-like. Bases 146 to 1891 code for a protein of 581 amino acids. The transcript is spliced from 8 exons. Gene Ontology annotation, cellular component: cytoplasm. Gene Ontology annotation, biological process: cell surface receptor signaling pathway; cytoskeleton organization. The record is from RefSeq and is a predicted model, not a curated record. Gene Ontology annotation, molecular function: protein binding. Lineage: Eukaryota; Metazoa; Arthropoda; Branchiopoda; Diplostraca; Daphniidae.